Molecule: messenger RNA, 1401 nt
Organism: Macrobrachium nipponense
Lineage: Eukaryota; Metazoa; Arthropoda; Malacostraca; Decapoda; Palaemonidae
Exons: 2
Coding region: 1-1401 (466 amino acids)
Source: RefSeq, a predicted model, not a curated record
AUGAGGAAACCUGCAAAGGUUCUAUGCACAAGUGCCGCUGACAUAAUUCAAAGGGCAAGUGAUGUUGAGUCCUCGACCUUGGAGGUAUAUUGUCUCAGUCUCAGGCUAGAGUCUCAAAUAAAGAAGUAUGAAGAACUUAACUUUAAGUACUUAGAUCAACUUGGAGAAGAAGGGUUCUCUGAGAAAGACCCUGAUAGAACACAACUCACUGCAAAGUGGUGUCAUGCCAACCAAGUCAUCAUGCAAAGCACUGAAGUUCUGGAGAAACUAAAAAUCAUUUGCAUGGAAGCCAAACCCCAGAGUAUUGGAACAGAGUUUAGACCAUUGCAUAAGGUUAAGUUGCCGUCUUUGUCACUACCAGAAUUUGAAGGGAUCGAUGGAGAAUGGCCCCCCUUUUGGAAUGUUUUCGAGUCUAACGUUCACUCUCAUCCAGACUUGAGAGCUGUUGACAAAUUUAAUUACCUGAAGGGAUGUUUGAAAGGUGAAGCACUAGCUCUGAUUAAAAAUAUCCUUGUCACGAAUGAAAACUAUCUAGACGCCAUUGACAUGUUGAAGAAAACUUAUGCUGAUCCAGAGAAAAUAACCUCAUCUCUAAUUUGUCAAGUAGCAGGCCUGCCUAAGCCUUCUGUAGAUCUGGAUUCACUACAUGGCUUCUGGGCUAAACUUGAACAAUAUGUUGGUACUUGGUCCUUUAGUUUUCCAAAAACUACCUGGGAUAAGAAUAAGGAUUACUCACAUAGAAAACCCAAGCCUAACCAAAGUUCUAAUAGACCAGGUAAUCAGACCAAAACCCAGGUUAGUUCUUACACCACCAAGAAACAUGAUGUCACGAAUCUGAGUAUCUCUGUCACUUCGGGUCAGCCUGAUAAGACAGAUAGAACUCAAAGUUGUGUAGUCUGUGAUAGACCAGAACAUAAAGCCUACCAGUGUGACAAUUACAAGACCACGCAAGAAUGCAUUUCAAGACUUACCGCACAAAAUUGUUGCAUGAAAUGCACUUCACCUAACUAUAAGACAACAUGUUGUCUUGUAAAGUUCCACAAAUGUCUGUCAUGCAAAACUGGACUACACCAUUCAGCAUUGUGCCCUGAUUCCUCAACUGAAGUCUCUGCUGUGAACUAUUGUGGAGACAAUGACAGUGACAAAGACUUAAAAUCACAAACAAGUGGAAUUCUCCCUACCGCCUUAAUGAAAGUGGUGUGUCCGCCCUCAGGCAACACCAAGGAACUUAGAUCACUGUUUGAUUCUGAGGCACAACGCACCUCCAUCACACAUGAGGCAGUGGAAGAGUGUAAACUUGAACGAGACGAUCCUGUCCAACUGAGCAUCAGUGGGUUCUGGGAUACCAAAGAACCUAGAGAAUACAACUACGGUCACUGUACCUGUCAGGGUAAACGAUGA